Messenger RNA from Pieris napi, 1583 nucleotides. RefSeq lists its product as uncharacterized. NCBI's taxonomy places the organism in Eukaryota, Metazoa, Arthropoda, Insecta, Lepidoptera, Pieridae. The record is from RefSeq and is a predicted model, not a curated record. Bases 320 to 1564 code for a protein of 414 amino acids. The transcript has 8 exons.
AACUUGAUAUUAUUUUAAUAAGUAUUUUGUAAGCAUUCAAAACUGGACGUGUGUCAGGCCUAUCUCCUCAUGUUUUCAUUUACCAUACCAGUAAUUACAUACUAAUGAUUCCGUGACGUCAUCUGAGUGUGAAACAUUUCAUUCGCAUUAUUGGUGCUAAAUUUUCGUUCCGAGCUGUUGAACCACUAUGCAUGUAAUAAAUGUAUAUUUAAAGACAUUGUCACCAUCAAAUUAUAAGAGAAAUUGUAUACCAUUGUUCUCCUUCCCGUUGUUAUAUUAUAAAUAGAAAGCAUUUUCCUUUUAACAUUCAUUGUUCACGAUGACACGAGUUUGGUUUUUCAUAUUUUUGUCACAUAUGUGCCAAAGUGUAGAUGUUAAUUUUAGUACGGGGAUAGCGAAAAAUAAAAAUUUCAGUAUAUUUCCAUUGAACCGAAGUUUUGUUAGGAAAAGUUAUCAAGAUCUAAGGAAAUCGGAAUCGCGUUUUUGGCCAGUGCAGAAGGAGGGCAGGUUUCUUUCCCUAUUUACGGUCGUAACGUUUCCAAAUGGCGGAUGCGCUGGCGCUUCGGGUGACAAUGGAACGUGUAUGGCUGCGCGUGAGUGCUCUUCCAGAGGCGGUUCGGCUAAUGGAUACUGCGCUAAUGGUUUUGGUCUCUGUUGUGUUUUUAUGACAUCUUGCGGCAGCACAUCAUCGGAGAAUGGUACAUAUUUUGUCAAUUCUGGAUAUCCCUCGCCGUAUGAUGGCACUGGCUCGUGUGAACUUACUAUAAACAAAUCACAUUCAACCGUCUGUCAAAUAAGAUUAGACUUCGAUCGCUUUGUGAUAGCCGGUCCGGAGAAAACGAACAACGUAUGUAAUAGAGAUCAGUUCAUUGUUUCUGGAGGUAACCCAGUGCCUGCUAUUUGUGGAACGAACCAGGGCAGUCACAUGUACAUUGAUGCUGGAAUAGGUACAACAAAUCCUGUUAAAUUGACAUUUGUCGCCGGUGGUACAUCGUUCGAAAGGAUAUGGAAAGUAAAAGUUACUCAAAUACCCUGUGAUACUAUUUAUAAAGCUGACGAGGGAUGCCUUCAAUAUUACACUGGAGUUUCCGGUCAAUUGCGCUCGUUUAACUACGACCCCACUUCUGGCUUACAACUGAGCAAUCAAGAUUAUGGUAUUUGUAUUCGAAUGGAAAGAAACUUUUGCGGAAUUCAAUAUACAGCUUGUCCGGACACAGUUAACAAUCGAUCCCGUUCAUUCACGUUAAGUGGCAACAGUAAUGGACCAGUUAACUCAAUGAUAGGUUCUGGAGUUGGACCAAAUAAUUGUGCCAACGAUUGGCUGUUAAUACCAUGUGCCGCAAAUGUUGGUAGAAUACAGCCAGCGCAAGCUUUAUGCACGGAUAGGAUUUGUGGUGGGACUUUCUCAGCUGAUUUGUCUAUGCAAUCUGCGUCGGUCUUGAGUACAGUUAAACCAUUCCGUCUUUGGUUUCAUACAGACAAUAUUGAAGCGCCGGUGGACGUCGACAAUAGAGGGUUUUGUCUGAACUACGUACAACAACCUUGCACAAACAAUGUUAUAUGAAUAAAUAGUAUGGAGACAG